Messenger RNA from Serendipita indica DSM 11827, 3165 nucleotides. NCBI's taxonomy places the organism in Eukaryota, Fungi, Basidiomycota, Agaricomycetes, Sebacinales, Serendipitaceae. The record is from the annotation of a GenBank genome assembly.
AUGCCGCCCCGACGUAAAGUACGCCGAACAUCGUCGCUGCCGGGACUGGCAUCAGACGAUCCCACUGGUCUAUCCGCCGUGCUCGGCCACCCUCGACUUGUCCCCCAGGCAGCUGCACAGGCAGCAGCAGCCACUCCAGCGCCUCGAGCGCCUGUGAGCACCACAGAGGGCUCUAGUAUCCCCCAACCUCCGAUCCUUACUGGCCCCUAUGCACCAGGUCCCGUCCUCCCAACCCCGACGGUGCCCCCGCCCGCGUAUUCGUUUACGUUUACGACAAAUCUCACUCCUACUACAUUCCAGCACGCAGACAAGUCGAAACCUCUGAAUCCAAACAAUGGAGAGCCCGACAGCGCCGCCUCGCCCGCAAAUUCGACGUCGAGCGCGUCCAGGAAGCGCAACGCAGACGCUCUCGACGACUUUUACACAGAAUCAGCACCAGUAGCGCGCAAGGACAAGCGCGAAAAGGACGAGGAUGACGCCAAACCGGCCGCGUCUUCGUCGUCGUCGCGCAAGAACCAAGAGGGUCAUAUUCCCCGUCCACCAAACGCGUUUAUUCUCUUCCGUUCUGAUCUCGUGGCGCGCAAGGCCGUCCCUACCUCGCUCGAAGCUGACCACUCGACUAUUUCAAAGAUUAUUGGCGUCUGCUGGCGUACGUUACCCGCCCGCCAACGCAAGCGAUGGGAGCAAAAGGCCCAAGAGGCAAAGGCCCUCCAUAAGGAACGCUACCCAGACUAUCGGUAUACGCCCGUCCAUCGCAAGGGACCUCAGCGCAAGAAACCAAAACGUGAGCAGAAAAAGGACGACAAACGCGCAGAGGAACUCGCCCAGCUCUUGUUGGCUGGCUCAAAGGGCGACGAUCUCGAGGCCCGCGUCAAGAAGCUCGACGAGUCCAACCCAGACACCUAUCAGACUACUCUCAAUUUUGGCACAAAUUCCUCUGCAAAUCUCCACUCGGGACCCCAGCAGUUUACCUUUGUCCAGGGGUUCCCCGCUGCGGGUCAUACCAUUGGUCUCCCUGUCGCUCCGCCCUAUGUCGACUACAACAGCACUGCUCAGCCUGCGACAACUGGUGGUCGUCGUCACUCGUCUGCGCCUCCUCCAGAGAAUCUCUCCGCCCAUCACUUCCCACUCACCGGCGGCGAUCCAGCUGCUGCCAUCAAUGACGUUCCUCUCUCGCGAAUCGCCCGCAAGCUGCCCACAAAAUCGACACACCACCUUCAACCACAUCAUUUCCAUCAAGAGGCCCAGCUCACCGCCGCCGCCGCGGCUGCUGCUGCCUCGUCGUCGUCGGGCUCUGGAUCGAAUGGUAAAAAGAUCAAAUCUUCCCUCGCAAAGGCUGUUCGCUCGCGAGCCCAAGGCUUUGGUGCACCCCAGCCAGCCUCGGAGCGCGAUCAGCUCUUCAUCCAAAGCCACUGGACAACCGCGGCCAUUUCGGGUGACGCAGCAGGAACAGGAUCAAAUGGGACGAGCAAAAAGAAGAAGAAGAACAAUGGACUGUUGGGCGGCAUCCCGCGCGAGUUGAUGCUCCCGACCUGGGACCUCAACUCGAACGCCAACGCCGCAAACAACACUAACGAUGCUGGUGAUGCUUCACCGACAUUUACUGUCCCCGAGUAUGGUGCUCCAGAGCCCUACUCGCCUGCGUUCCUCACUGGCUCGGACGAAAAGUAUGGUGGCCAUUUCGUCGUCGACGACGCGACUGCAACGCCACCAGAACACCAUCCGCUUGCUUAUCCCAUGGUUCAUACCGAUCCACUUGACCCGACCAAUGCACUCGGCGGCGUCGACAACAUGGGCCACCUCACUGGCAUGGACAUGAGCAUGCUCUCAUUUGACCAUCCAACGAUGCCACAGGGUCACCCGACCGAUGGUAUGAUUGGAGGCACGUACGACUUGCUCGGCUAUCAAGACUAUGCCCUCUCCGGUCUCGAUGCAGAUGGAAACCCACUCGAGAGCUUUAAUGGUGACCUCAAUGGAGCCAUGGCCGCCUUUGGUUCUCAUACCUCUGGUCUCGUCGCUCCAGGCUCUGGAUUCGACUUUGCGGAUCAGUUUGGCUCCUUGGGUGUCGAUACCGAGGAAUAUGGAUACCCCUACUAUGGUCAAGCCGACUUGGGAUCCGGACCUGGUUCCGCGCAUAGCACAUCCCCCCACAACUCGGAUGCAGACGACGCAGCGGCGUAUCACCCAUACGAUGUCCCUGGAACACUCGCAAUGUCGGCUCAGGACCCACUCGGCGCCAUCGCAUUUGGCAGUCCACGUGUGUCCGCUACAGUCUCCGCUCAAUCAGCUCCUGUACACCACAUGCCUGCACCAGACUGGAGCGCAUUCGAAAACAAUGGCAUCAACCUACCGCCCGCGCCCGCCGUUUCCGUCGAUCCGCUCGACCCUCUGGACGCUCCGCCUCCACCGAAUACAGGUAGCAGCGCAUCUGCAUCGCCUCAUCCUCCUACGAUGACACAAUCAAACGUGAAUGCGUUUUCAGCGUACAGGAGUGCCCCGACGAGCGAAGUUGGUGAUUUGGAUUACCAGGAUAUGCACAUGCCACCGUCGUAUGCAACUACGACCGCAUCCAAUGGUCAACAGCAGCGACAGCAGCAGCAACUGAGGCUGAAUACGCAUUAUGUGCACCAAGCACCCGGAGUCUACUCUGCGACCGCAAGUCCCGUGGUGGAACAUAUGGGACAUUUCACAAUGCGACCACCUGUUCAACAACCAGCUCCUGGAUCAGCUGCGACGACGUCCCCACUCGUGUACACCGUCCAGCAUCCGCAGACGCCAAUGAGCGCAAUGGGCCCUCCCCCAUCGCCAAUGCAUGCGCAUCCAAUGCAACAGCACAUGCACGCUCACUCUCAUUCGCUCACUUCGGUGGGACAAAGCCACCAGCGCCAAAUGAGCGGCGUCUUGCACACCCACCACCCGUCGCACUCGAUUGAAUCCUUUCACGAAAUCCUGCCGCCGACGGCUGGAACACCAGUCGCGAGCGGUCUUGGAGGACAGUGGGGGGAAUGGACACAUCCAGAUCCAUUUGGCGCACCUGCUGGUGCAGAGUCGGUGACGCAGGAAGGAGCUAGUGCCAUGAGCGGUGCCAUGGAUCCUCUUGCUCGCCAUGGACAUCAUCCACAUGCCAUGUCCGUCUCGAUGACAAACGCCUACCACGGCGUGUAG